AUGCCCUCAACAACAUCAGAACCACCAAGUCCAGGUCCAUCAACUGCAAAUUCAAAUUCAAACUAUCAAAACCAAGCAAUAGAACCAAUUGGAAUCACACCUCAAAUCGCACCUGAUAUAAUCACCUUACCAACAGUUUUAAUAACUUAUAAACAUCCUUUAACUUCUCAACCUAGAUCAGUUAAAGCAAGAAUCGAUCGAAAUGUUCCUUUAGAUGAAGUGGUACGACAACUGUGUACUUCGGCUCAACUGGCUAUCAAUGAACCGGCUCAUCAUUUUUCGUUGAGAGAUGCUUCCAACAACGAAUUGAUAACCAAUGAAAACGUUCAUAGAAAGGUCUCGAAUGGGUGUAUGACACUUAAAUUGGUUCCUUCACCUACACUGGAAGCUAAAGAGAUGGCUGAAAUAUUAUCGAACAAUUUAGCUGAUGACAAGAUGAUCAAACUUAUGUUAUUCAGCCUAAAAGAUUACUUGAGAGAAGCUGAUUUUACCGCUGAGUUUGAAGCUCGAGGUGGAUCUUUAGCACUUGCAAGACUUUGUGAACAAACUUCAGCCGGUAAUACACUUGCAUAUGCACUUUCAGCACUACAAGUUUUAGCCGAACAAGAUCGAGCAAAUGAUUUAUUCACACCAAUUGGCUUACACCGUUUCGCACAUCUUCUUAGUACAUCAGCACUUGUGAAUGUUUUACGUCCAACUACAGCUGUUAUUCGUAGAUUAGUAAGUGCAGAGAAUGGGUUUGAAACGGUUUGGCCAGCACUUGAUUCGACUCUGGAUAAUGAAGAAGAACAAAGAACAGAAGAAAUCUUGAGUGUAUUAGCAAAACGAGUUGCAGGUGCAACUAAUGCUGAUUUCGGUCUUGCUCAAGUUACACUUGCAUUAGUCAAUGAAUUGAUUAGAGGAUCCUUAUUAACAUCAGAUCGAGAUACGUUUAUAAAUUUCGAAGAAGCUUUAGAAAAAGCAGGGAUGUCAAAAUCAGUGAUUAGAUUACAAGAAGGAGCACCAGGUGAAUCAGAUGGAUUGGUUUUAGGUUAUCAAACUCUUUCGGGUCAAUUGUUUACGAAAUUAAGAGAAAUGGUAGUGUCAUCUGAAUAUGAAAGAGAUGUGAAUAAAUUAAUGGAGAUGGCAGAUAGAGCUUGUGAAUUGGAUUCGAAGGCUGAUGAAAAUCAAGAUGAACUUGAAGAACGUGAAGCUAGGAAAUGGAAAACUCUUGGAUUCGAAUCUGAGAAUUUAUUAGAUGAUUUUGAAAAUGUUGGAUCACUUGGACUUAAACUCAUGUAUAGAUUCAUUACUGUUCAUACACCUGAAUUCGAUAAGUUUAUUUUGGAAGAGUUAUCAAGACCAGAGGCUAAACGAUGUCCUUUUGCUAAAGCAUCAAACAAAUGUGCAGAGAUCUUAGCCGAGAUCUACGAAUGGAAUGCAACUGAAACAUCACAAGCACCAAGACUAAAUAUGGCAACAGCUUACCAACCCUUAAUGAUUCAAUUACCGAAACUACAUUCACAUGUAUUGAAAUUCUUUAGAUUAAUGUGGUCAGCAUCAGGAGCAACGACACAUGAUUUCACAAGAGUAGGAGUUUUAGUACGAUCACAUCUUUCGAAUGUAUUAAGAGGAAUCGCUAUUACGGGUACAGAAAGACAAGGAUCUAGACCUCAAUGGGCUGAACUUAUUCGUGAACUUGAAACAGUUGAUUAUGUAAGAGUUAGAGAUCGACAAAUGCAAGAACUAGCUCUUGAAGAUAGUUUGUUAAACAAACCACCCGUUAGAAAUUUAAGAGGAAAAUUGUAUCAAGAUUCGGUUGAAUUUAUAAAAUCUCAAAGAAUUAAUUCAUUAAUGCAAGGAAGUUGGUUUGUACAUUCAUCAAAUAUACCAAAUCAAUUAAACACAAGUCAUAAUCAUAAUACUCGAAAUCAAAAGAAUUCGACUACACCUACUUUAGGUGGAGCAGUUCUACAACAACAACAACAAGCUAAGUGGAGAUUUUAUAGAUUGGCACCUAAUAAGAAAUAUUUACAUUAUUUGGAGAGUCAAUUACCUACUGUGCCGGUUAAGAAUGGGGUAGAUGAAAUGCCAGAUCGAAUUGAGAUUUCUUCAAUCACAGAAAUCAUUAGCGGGAAUGGAGCACCUGAAUUACCCCAACCAGCUGGAAUCCGAAACCUAACCCGAAGAUCAAGUACUCAUUCCACCACUUCUACCACCACCGAUAGUUCACCUACUACACCUCAAUUAUCACAUCCUUUAAAUCAUCAUCAUCAUAAUACAAUACCUAAACUUGCAUUGAUGGGAGCAGGACAAACCUUGGCGAUCUUGAUACCUUCUUCUGUUGAACUUCAUGCAGAAUGGUUAGAUGGAUUGAAUUUAUUGAGAGAAGAUGGGGCAAUGGUUGCUACGAAAGAAUCGGCUCAAUUGGUUUUUACUUUAACUCAAAUCGGUACUCAAAUUAAAUUAUUAGAUUUAAGUGGGGAAAGAGUUGAAAUACCAAAUCAUUUAGAAAUCCCUGCAGUGCCUAUCAGUACAGAUUUUUUUUAUUCUGAAGGUGCUAAUAGUAAUAAUCUAGAUACGAAUCAAGAAAAUCAUCAACAGCAACAAGUGAUUGAUCCAGUUUAA
Messenger RNA from Melampsora larici-populina 98AG31, 2607 nucleotides. RefSeq lists its product as uncharacterized. The record is from RefSeq and is a predicted model, not a curated record. Bases 1 to 2607 code for a protein of 868 amino acids. Gene Ontology annotation, cellular component: plasma membrane. The transcript is spliced from 8 exons. Lineage: Eukaryota; Fungi; Basidiomycota; Pucciniomycetes; Pucciniales; Melampsoraceae. Gene Ontology annotation, biological process: actin filament organization; cell motility.